UAACCUUACUUCUUGAGCUUUUCUCGUAUCACAACCAAAUGUGUGGCUUUUCUACUGUGUGAUUAAAGUCUUCUAUCCGUAUUUCUGAAACCACGACCAUAUCAGUGUAAACUUUGACCAUAAUAAGGUUAUGUGGUUAUCUUUGACCUUUAAACAUAAAUAGUCAAGGUCUCCAACUAGGCAUCCCAACAACUAAGUUUGCAUUAAUUUCAUUGACCCGCAGGUUUUUCAUUACAAUAAGUAAAUGUGAGAUGUCUGUCCAAAAUUUAGCAGAUAAUGAACACCCUAAACACUUGAUUCCGGAACUGUGUAGGCAAUUUUACCAUUUAGGGUGGGUAACUGGAACCGGUGGUGGCAUCAGUAUUAAACAUGGUGAGAAGAUAUAUAUUGCUCCUUCCGGAGUACAAAAGGAAAGGCUGCAACCAAUUGAUAUGUUUGUGCAAGAUAUCAACGGAAAAGACCUAGAAUUACCACCUCCAGAAAAAAAAUUGAAGAAAAGCCAGUGUACGCCGUUAUUUAUGUGUGCAUAUACUCAAAGGAACGCAGGUGCAGUUAUACACACUCACUCAAAAAAUGCACUCCUCGUCACAAUGCUGUUUCCGGGAAAGGAGUUUAAGUGUACUCAUUUGGAGAUGAUUAAAGGUAUAAAAAACGCCAAGCUGGGAAGGAAUUACAGAUACGACGAAGAGUUGGUUGUACCAAUUAUCGAAAACACUCCUUUUGAGGAGGAUUUAAAGGAUCGAAUGGCCGAAGUCAUUGCAGAGUAUCCAGAAACAUGUGCAGUUCUUGUUAGACGACAUGGGAUAUAUGUUUGGGGUGAUACCUGGCAACAAGCUAAAACAAUGACCGAGUGUUAUGACUACCUGAUGGAUGUUGUAAUUCAUAUGAAGCAGCUUGGUUUAAAUGCUAACUUGAAGCCAGAAGAAUAUGAACUAUUAUAUCAGAAAACAAAUUCCUUAAAGCACUAGUGGUAUACCUAAAUAUUCAUUACAAUGUAAAAUUUGUCAUAAUUUGUGGCCAUAAUUGUUUAACAAAGUACCCUCAUGUCGACCGCGCGCGUGCGGGGUAACAUGCCAAACAAGCUUUUCUCUCUUUGAGGGCUUUUGUUUUACUUCUUUCAUGUGUUUCGGAAAAAAAUUUUGCCAUUGUCAA
Photinus pyralis (common eastern firefly) is the source of this 1152-nucleotide messenger RNA. RefSeq names its product methylthioribulose-1-phosphate dehydratase-like. The record is from RefSeq and is a predicted model, not a curated record. Gene Ontology annotation, cellular component: cytoplasm. The coding region runs from base 252 to 968 and encodes 238 amino acids. The transcript has 3 exons. NCBI's taxonomy places the organism in Eukaryota, Metazoa, Arthropoda, Insecta, Coleoptera, Lampyridae. Gene Ontology annotation, molecular function: metal ion binding; methylthioribulose 1-phosphate dehydratase activity.